GCCAAAAGAUGGCGGCCAGCGGCAGUCAAUCAAAUUGUAUUUUUUUAUCAUAUGGCUGCUGACCAUUUUGAACUUGUCGUUGAAGACCCAAGUCCGUCAUGAGCAAGAAAUAUGAUAUUCAAUGGCGGACUACACGACGCAUGGCGAAAUGUCAUGGAAGAUGGUUGAUGAGGGAGUGUCAAGUCUAUAUUCCAACUCCAAAGACCACUACUUCAUUAGCAAAACUCAGUAAUCCUAAUGAAAGCAGUCACUUCUAUUCUCCACAAAGUUACAGGAUCCCAGUCUCCGAUUCGAUGGGACGAGCACGACUUGACCUUGAUCGGUUCCGGCUCCUCUGGGCGUGUCUUCUUGGGCAAGGAUCAGUCCAGAUCGCCUAUUGCUGUCAAAGAGGCUCACAUCAGGGAGCUUGAUGAAGUGAAGCUUCUACAAAAGUUGUCUCAUAAGAACAUUGUCAAAUAUUUGCGUGAGGAGACAAAGGAAGAAACCUCAUAUAUUCUGUUGGAAUAUGUUCCUGGUGGAUCUAUUAUUCUAUUUCAGCACAUUUGAUGAAGGGACCUUUCGAUGAGGAUAAAAUAAGAACGUACACUCAGCAGCUGUACACCAAAAAGAAAUCACGCAUGGUGACAUUAAGGGAGCAAAUAUCCUUAUUGAUGCUGAUGGAUGCAUUAAACUUGCAGAUUUUGGUCUAUCUAAACAGGGUGCACAACUCUGGAUGGCUCCUGAAUUCCUUCUCCAGAAGGAUCUGCAUAAUUGCAGGCAUGCUAUUUGAUGAUGAUGAUAUAUCAUUCUAGUUCUCUAUUAUCUUGCGAGUAUUAAGAGUUUCUUUAUAUAAGGAAGAGAAGGUACAAAAGACUUAUUUGAGAGAAGCAAAGGCCACAUAUACUUGAUAGAAAUAGAAGUGUAGAUUUUCUAAUACAGCCAUGGUCUAAACUUCAGGAUUGGAGAAAAUUUUAGUUGUCUAACAUAUCUGUGAGGGCUAGGUAAUGCAAGACCUACAGCUUUGUUACCCGCUUGCAGAUUAACCCUACUCUAAAGCUAAAGCUUUUUUUCGUCUGGAAGUCUCCAUGAUAUUAUUUACUGAUAAGCCUGAUAUAUGGAGUGUGGGGUGCACUGUUAUUGAGAUGGCCACUGGAGAUCCUUGGAGGGGAAAUUACCACGCGCAGGGGCCUCUUUUUUCAAACAUAUGGAGAAAUCAGAUUCUGUUCCUCCAAUCCCCGACAAUCUUUCUUCUUAUGGGAAACAGUUUUUGAGACGAUGUCUGCAAAGGGAACCAAAUUUGAGGGCAUCUGCAUCCCAGUUGCUUGAGGAUCCAAUCAUAACCAGGAAAAACUUCAGGCACCCAUCUGGAGCUGGUACAGUUGUUGGAGCUGUUGCUGCCCCCGUCAUCCACCAGCAACACGUAUUUACCCCAGCUGCUCCCAAGCAACGCAUUGUUACCCCUGCUGCUCCCAAGCAACGGCUUGUUAUCCCAGCUGCUCCCAAGCACCGGCUUGUUAUUCCCGCUGCUCCCAAGCAACGGCUUGUUAUCCCCGCUGCUCCCAAGCAACGCAUUGUUAUCCCUGCUGCUCCCAAGCAACGCAUUGUUACCCCGCUGCUCCCUCCCAAGCAACAAAUGGUUACCCCUGCUGCUCCCAAGCAGCGCAUUGUUACCCCAUCCACACAAGGCAUUGUUACCCCGCUGCUCCCUCCCAAGCAACACAUGGUUACCCCUGCUGCUCCCAAGCAGCGCAUUGUUACCCCAUCCACACAACGCGUUGUUCACUCAGUUGCUUCACGUCCUGCUGCUAGUCAAGCUACCCGACCUCCAGUCCACUCCAGUUCUCAUUCACAUUUGAGUUCCAAUUCCGGUGUGAAUAACAGUUCAUCUGUGAGCCUGAACUCCAGCUCCCAUUUGAGUUCCGGUACACAUUUGAGUUCUAGUUCACGCAUGAGUAACAACUCCCGUUUGAGUACCUGGUUGGGUCCCAAUGCGACAUCCAUAUCUGGUUCCAAAUCCAGAUCUAGUCCCUCGCAACAUGUAACGAAACACAAUAUGUUUUCCAAAGCAUCUUGAGUUUGUUUGGGUUGUUUCAAAGAUAACCGCAUCAGCUUCUGAUCCUAUCACCUCCCAAACGCAACAUGUUGUACCUUUAUUUGUAUUUGCUUGCCUUGCAUAGCUGUAGCACUGUUGCCUACAAAAUUUCUUGUAUACAUGAGGCUUUAUACCUUUUAAAAAAACACUGAAUAAGUAAUGAGUAAUGAGAUUCCAAUAUCAUAUUCUAUCACAGAAAGAAUGUAUUUUUACCUCAGUUUAUUUCUCUUUUUGCUUUUGUUUUUACGAAUUUUGUUUAAAA
This is a messenger RNA of Rosa chinensis, 2333 nucleotides long. RefSeq names its product translation initiation factor IF-2-like. Lineage: Eukaryota; Viridiplantae; Streptophyta; Magnoliopsida; Rosales; Rosaceae. The record is from RefSeq and is a predicted model, not a curated record. The transcript is spliced from 10 exons. The coding region runs from base 1184 to 2053 and encodes 289 amino acids.